UCUGUGCCAUCCAUCAUCAAAUCAUUUCCUUGUUUAUUUUUGUUUUGGUUCCGACCCGACCUAUACACUUCGCACACAACCGACACAACACACAGAGUAUUUCAAAAAAAGUGUUAAAAGUGCUAAAAAUCCACAAAAAUGUCUAGUUCUGAAUCGGAAGAUGAAAAUAUCAAACGAUUCUUGGAAGCUGCCGAUACAACGUUGAUUAAUGAUGCAAUGUUUCAGAAGAACUCUGAUGAAAAUCUAAACAAACCAGAAAAAGAUGUUCCUGCAAUUAAAUCGGUUGUUUCUUGUAAAUCAAACCGUUAUUUGGUGGAAGAGGAAAAUGUGUUUCAAAGUGAUAUCAAUGUGUCUGAAUCCAUGAGAAAAUUUGUUGGUAAAAAGCUGUCUUCAAUAAUUGAACAAACUAUCACAUUUGUGGAACUAAAUGACAAAAACUCACGCAAAUCGACACAAAAUUCAUCCAAUACCUAUGGAGUUAAGCUGUUGCGAGAUAGUGGCGCAUAUCUACAAACGAAAGAUGCGAUUGAAACUGAAUGUUCGCUACCAAAAAUCAGUAAUAUAAAACCAAUAAGAAAGCGAACACUUGAAGUGGACGUUUCUAGCGAAAAGGAGAAGCUCAUGAAGGCUGCCAUCGAACCAUGUUCUGUUCGGGAUUCGACAAAAUGUUGGACCAACAGACCAAAGGCGGUUGUCUACGAGUACAAAACUGUGGGUUCGAUUAGCGUACUUCAGGAGCCCGUGAAUGAAUUCACGAGUAUGAAGCGCAAGAAAGCAUGGAAUGAUUCUAAAAUUAUGAAAUUUAGGAAAAAAUGCUAAAGGACAGUAAAGUGUUAAGGAACUUACAUUUUUCCCUAAUAAAUAUUCAUAGCAUGUUUUCAAAAUUUUGUUCAGAAAGUGAAACUUUAAUGCCGAAUAAAAUAAAACCAAUACAUUAUUCUGUACAUUA
Molecule: messenger RNA, 949 nt
Organism: Armigeres subalbatus
Lineage: Eukaryota; Metazoa; Arthropoda; Insecta; Diptera; Culicidae
Exons: 2
Coding region: 139-819 (226 amino acids)
Source: RefSeq, a predicted model, not a curated record